Messenger RNA from Sus scrofa (pig), 1197 nucleotides. It is a transcript of the gene MPIG6B, whose product is annotated as megakaryocyte and platelet inhibitory receptor G6b. Gene Ontology annotation, cellular component: plasma membrane. NCBI's taxonomy places the organism in Eukaryota, Metazoa, Chordata, Mammalia, Artiodactyla, Suidae. The record is from RefSeq and is a predicted model, not a curated record. Gene Ontology annotation, biological process: blood coagulation; integrin-mediated signaling pathway; megakaryocyte development.
GAUUCGUUUCCACUGAUCCCUGAAGGGAACUCCCAAAAAGAUUUUUGAAUUUAGACAUCCAAGAUUCAGAAAUCAUGGUGCACCCGGCCACCGCUAUGCUGCAGGAGUUACAGUCUGCAGACUGCGAGAGCGCUUGUGUAAACAGCCCCAGCUUGAAUUUUAAGUGAACCUUGGCUGAGGGCUGUGAACUUGCUGGCGAGGAUUCCCUGAGGGAUCCCGGCAGCUGGUGGCCCCGCCCCCAGCCCUUAUCGGAGCCCCCAGACCUUUGGUUUCCUCCUCCACUCCCCUCCGGUUUCCCUCCGGUCUCCUCCGCUGAUUCACUCGCCUCUCUGCCUCCCCUUCCUCCCAACCACAUCCCAGCCAUGGUCCUGGUUCUGCAGCUGCUCCCGCUGCUGUUGUCGAGGGCCCAGGGGAACCCCGAGGCUUCACUGGAAGGUCGCCCGGGGGAUCGAGUCAAUCUCUCCUGCGUAGAGGUCUCGCAACCCACCCGUUGGGUCUGGGCACCUAGCUUCCCGGCCUGCAAGGGCCUGUCCAAAGGCCGCCGCCGGAUUCUGUGGACAUCAUCGAAUGGAAACCCCACCGUAUCUGCCGCCCAGCCCUUUGUGGGCCGCCUACGUGCCCUGGGCCUUGGUAUUCGGCGGCUGGAGCUGCUCCUCAGCGCGGGGGACUCGGGCACCUUUACUUGCAAGGGCCACGGAAAGGACGAGAGCCGUACUGUGCUUCGCGUGCUGGGGGACCCGGCAGAUUGCAAGGCUCCGGAGCCUACCCGCGAGUCCGGAUAUCUCCAGAUUCUGAUCCCGCUGCUGGUCCUGGGGCUGCUGCUGGCACUCGGAGCCGGGGGCUUGGCCUAUUGCCUGCGCAGGCGCUCGCCCCCUCACCCGCCUCGACCACUCCCCAGAUUUGUUCCACUUGUGGACACUGAGCCCCAGAGGCUAGAAGAGGAGGAAGACCCCAAGAUUGCAGGGGUGGACCAGGAGCCGAGCCUGCUCUACGCAGACCUGGAUCAUAGGGCCCUCAGAAGUCCGCGCCGUCUGUCUCGGGUGGUCCCUGCUGAGGCCUCCACCAUCUAUGCGGUUGUGGUUUGAAAGGAAGCCCUUACUCCAAACCUCAGGAGCUGGAGGCUCCCAGCUCUCCAUAACACCCCUCUCCUUUCUGGCCCUUUACUGGAAAAGGAAGGCACCAUGGGAUAGAAAUGAG